Messenger RNA from Andrographis paniculata, 1142 nucleotides. RefSeq names its product universal stress protein PHOS34-like. The transcript has a single exon. The coding region runs from base 231 to 944 and encodes 237 amino acids. The record is from RefSeq and is a predicted model, not a curated record. Lineage: Eukaryota; Viridiplantae; Streptophyta; Magnoliopsida; Lamiales; Acanthaceae.
AGACGUUUCACCGUACAUACAAGACAGACAUCAGGCGGCGGUGGGCGGUGGUGUCGACGCGCUCGUAAAUCAACAAGGUCAACUUUCAAACACCGCUGCACCCAAAACAUCCGAUUCAACCCCAAUCUUCCACCAGAGCUUCAAUUGCGACUCCACCGUCGGAAAACCUAAAAACUCCAUAAGAUCAUCUCCGCCGGAAUUACGCUGCCACUUACUGCAAUUUCGCCGCCAUGGCAUGGCCGAAUAAGCUUAAGCCGGAAAACAACGACCUCACGCCGGCGGCGAUACUCCACAAGCCGGCCUCCCCACGCGUCCCUCCCGGAACUCCCACUUCCGGCGCACAACGCAAAAUCGCCAUCGCCGUCGAUCUUAGCGACGAGAGCGCCUUCGCCGUGAAAUGGGCGGUCCAAAAUUACCUCCGCCCUGGAGACGCCGUUAUUCUGCUGCACGUCCGGCCGACCUCCGUCCUGUACGGCGCCGAUUGGGGCGCAAUCGAGCUCUCCCUCGACGCCGCCGAUGAGAAAUCGCAGCAGAAGCUCGAAGACGAUUUCGACAAUUUCACCGCCAGUAAAGCCAACGACGUGGCCCAGCCAUUGGUGGAGGAAAACAUUCCGUACAAAAUCCAUAUCGUGAAGGAUCACGACAUGAAAGAGAGGCUGUGCUUGGAGGUCGAGAGGUUAGGGCUGAGUGCAGUGAUCAUGGGGAGCAGAGGAUUCGGCGCUUCUAGAAGGACUAGCAAAGGAAGGCUGGGGAGUUUCAGUGAUUACUGCGUGCAUCACUGCGUUUGUCCUGUCGUCGUUGUCAGGUAUCCAUAUGAGAAAGAAGGAAGCUCUGGUAACGCCAAUGGAGGAUCGGACAAGGAGGACUCUUGUCUGCAUCCCGUUCCUGAGGAGGAAGAGUCACUGUAUCAUGAUGCUUCUGAUAAAAAUGCAGGUGUAAUUUGAAUUUCUUGGAUUGAGAUUUCAAUUCACUUCGUUUUCUGUCCAUUUUAAUGAUACCCUGAAUUCUUUGAGCUCAAUAAAUUCAUAUGGCAAUAGAAUUUGGACCUGGAGAAUCUAUAGGAUGAAGAAUGUGAUCAUAUGUUUUAUGGUGUUUGAAUUUUUGAGCUUGUAUGAAGAAAUCAAGUAACUUUGUUGAUGAUU